CACCUGCAGCGCGCUCGCGUUUGAAGUCGUGCUGCCCGGUUACAGCGCGGAGCGCGCAUCAACCCCGCACGCGCCGCGCUGGUUUAAGGGCGGAUCGGGAUUUUUUUGUUUAACGCGGCUUCACUGGAAUUCCGCGUCUGACCGGGAUUCUCCCGCUCAUCCUGGUUUUCUGGAACAGCUGGCGAGACGCGGUCAUUUACCGGGAUCAUUCCGUUCGUUUCGCGGCAUAAACGCCGGGCGCUUUUGUGUUGAUGCAAAUGAUGCGUCCGGUAAACGCGCGGCGGGGAGAGCGGCGCGUCCGUCGCUCGCGCUGAUGACAAAAGCGGACUCCGGCGAUCAGAGCGCGCGAUAGAAACAGAAAGAAGGAACGUUCACCGGGAAGGACAAUGUCUCUCAGCAGAAGCAUCGAGCUCGAGCACUUUGACGAGCGGGACAAGGCGCGCCGCUCCAAACGCGCCGCUGCCGGGGGGUCGGGCUCGCGCGCGAGCAGUCUGGUCCCGAGCCCCGCGCACAGCGCCAACUGCAGCAUCUACCGCACGCGCACGCUGCAGGCGCUCAGCUCCGAGAAGCGCGCCAAGAAGGUCCGCUUCUACCGGAACGGAGACCGCUACUUCAAGGGUCUGGUGUACGCGGUGUCCGGAGACCGCUUCCGGUCCCUGGACGCGCUGCUGGCCGAGCUGACGCGCGCGCUCGCCGACAACCUGCACCUGCCGCAAGGUGUGCGCAACAUCUACAGCGCGGACGGCGCGAGGAGGAUCACGAGCCUCGAGGAUCUCGAGGAAGGCGAGAGUUAUGUCUGCGCCUCAAACGAGCCCUACAGGAAGGUGGACUACACCAAGAACAGCAACCCUAACUGGGGCUCACGGCUGGCGGGGGCGGGGCCCGGCGCGGGGGCGGGGCCUGGGGGCGGAGCUGGACGCACAGGGGGCGGAGCCGAGCGUCAGGGGCCUCAGCGCACACCUGGAGAGUCGAGGGAGGCCAAAGACUUCAUCAAACCCAAACUGGUGACGGUGAUCCGGAGCGGGGUGAAGCCCAGGAAGGCCGUGAGGAUCCUGCUGAAUAAGAAGACAGCACACUCGUUCGAUCAGGUGCUCGCAGACAUCACCGAAGCCAUCAAACUGGACUCCGGCGUCGUGAAGAGACUCUACACGCUGGACGGGAAACAGUUGACAAGUCUGCAGGAUUUCUUCGGUGAUGAUGAUGUUUUCAUUGCGUGUGGAUUGGAGAAGUUUCGUUACGCUCAGGAUGACGCUGCUAUCGGACACGCGGGGAAGGGUGCCGCGGCUGCGUUUGUCAAUGAGUGUAAGAAAUCACGGCCGUCUGUCCCACCCAAGAUGACCAAGAGCUCCGGAGUCCCGCGCUCAAAAUCACCUGUAUCAGCCAAUGAGGCUCCGAGGAGCGACUCUCCACCGAUGAGGUCAUCGCAGUCGCCCUGCAGCCCUGCAACUCAAUGCAGCCGGAAGACGUCCGAUCAUGAAGCGUCUUCAUCCCCGACCAGAGACCUCCACGAUGAGGAGGUCCUCAGUCCAGAGGUGAAUGGAAAUGAAGUUCAUUCGUCUGUCAUCACUGAGAAGUAUAAAGUGGGGAAGGUGAUCGGCGAUGGAAACUUCGCUGUGGUCCGAGAGUGUGUGGACAGGUCUACAGGACAGGAAUAUGCGCUGAAGAUCAUUGACAAGGCCAAGUGCAGCGGAAAGGAGCACCUGAUAGCCAAUGAGGUGGGGAUAUUGCGCAGGGUUCAUCACCCCAGCAUCAUCAUGCUAAUAGAGGAGCUGGACACGCCCACUGAACUGUACCUGGUGAUGGAGCUGGUGAAGGGCGGUGAUCUCUUUGAUGCCAUCACUUCCUCCACGAAGUACACAGAGCGAGACGCCAGUGCCAUGCUGUUCAACCUGACCGGAGCACUGCGAUACCUGCACAGAAUGAACAUCGUACACCGAGACAUCAAACCAGAGAACCUGCUGGUGUGUGAGUAUCCAGAUGGCACCAAGUCUCUGAAGCUGGGUGAUUUUGGGCUGGCGACAGAGGUAAAGGGACCGCUGUACACCGUCUGCGGGACGCCGACUUACGUCGCACCGGAGAUCAUCGCAGAGAGCGGGUACGGGCUGAAGGUGGACAUCUGGGCUGCGGGUGUGAUCACAUACAUCCUGCUGUGUGGCUUUCCUCCGUUCAGGAGCGAGAAGAACCUGCAGGAGGAGCUGUUUGAGCAGAUCUUACUGGGCAGACUGGAGUUUCCCUCGCCGUACUGGGACAACAUCAGCCUCUCGGCUAAAGAUUUAAUUGGUAAGAUGCUGCAAGUGAAUGUUGGUGCUCGCUACACGGCUGACGAGGUGCUGGAACACCCCUGGGUGCAGGACGAUGCUGUGAUGGACACGAACAUGGCGUGUGAGAUGGAAGAUGUUGUUGAAUCAGAACACACACACAACAACACAGCAGCAGAGGCCGAGGUGGAUCAUCAACAUGUAGAUGACCGCUGGGAGUAGUCCGAGGAAUCUCUCCGGAGGCGCAGAAGAAGAGAAACCCUGACCAACACCUCAAACCUCAACACCAGACCGGACCAGACCGGACCAGACCUUCUCUCAGCAUCUUCCGUCUAGUUCUUAGUAGCGUUGACCAAGUCAGCCAUAAAUAUCACUUCAUCUUCAUAUUUAAAUGUUAGCCUCUAGUAGAAACCUCUCGCACAUCCCACAGUCACACAGCAUCCAGGCCGUUUGUUUACAUGCACUCAGUCAAUCUGAAUGAAUCCAGUCCGAACUCCUGCCAUUUAGCUUUUAUAUGAACGCUAAACUCUGUAGUUCAUGUUCAUUUACGUGUAGGCUAUAUUUCUGUAUUCCAAACAACAGGCACCAAGCUCAGAACUGGAAAAAGCCACUUGUUAAUGUCACCAGAGCUAACAUGUUUUUUUUGCAAAUAUUUAGUAAAUACUCAUUCUCCUCCUCUGACCAGCUAACAAAAAUAUGUUUUAAGAACGUUUAAUAACUAAGUUAUAAAAAAAAAAAUUUUUUCGGAAUGUCUCUGAACAUUCCAAACUUCCCGAUUUUUAAAUGUUUUUUUUUUAAAAUAUCGGUUUUGCAACUAAUAAUUAUAGAAACGUUACUUUUGAAUGUUCUCUGAGCGUUCCGAAACAAGUAACAUUUUAAAAACGUAAGAUAAACAUCAAAUAAAAAUAAAUAAAAAUAAAAUUCCAGCAACAGAUUAGAGCCUAAUAAAUGUUUCGAAACGUUUUUCUUGGUUCUAUUUUAUCAUUUUGAAAACAUUACGGCAGUGUUACUUUUAAAUGUGCUCUGAACAUUCCAAAACUGGUAACAUUUUAAAAACGUAAGAUAAACGUCAAACAAAACAAAAAAAGUUCCAGGAACGCAUUAUAGCCUCAAUAAUGUUCUGGUGGAAAAGUUUUGUAGGUUUUUUUUUAAUGACCAGAGAACUUUGAGUGCACAUUCUAUUAAUGUUAUACUGGAAGAACAUUCAGAAGCUUGCGAGAACCUUAACCGAAGUUCUGAAAACGUUCAGAGUUCAUUCGAUUGCAGGAGGUCAAUAAAUAAGCACGUUCGGAAAACGUAUGUAAACAGAGAUUUCUCUUUUGAAUCCGUUCAAUAAAGUAAUAGCAGAUCGAAAUCGAAAAGGGAGGUAUGAUAAUAACCGGAUUGAUUGAGUGCAUGUGAACAUAUUCUUCAGAUAAUGUAAGAAUCUCGUCCUAAACCGUUCUGGUCUGUGUUUGUACGCAGGGCUUCAACUCAACCAGCGACCUCGACUUUGACCGCACUGUGUCCUGCUCCUCUUCUCUCUCUCUGUACAUAUCUGUGUCGAUGUUUGUGUCUGAUCAGAUGCAUCAUUAGAGUCUCAUUUCAGACAUUGACGUCAUGAUUAAGUCACCUGUAUGCAUUUAAAAGCGCGCGACUGUCUGGAACUGAAUGAGAAUGAGACGUUUCAAUUGUGUUGCUGGAUGUUUCUUUACGUCUGAUUUGUGUGAACAUCUGUGUUACGAGCCUGCUGUAGUGUUAUGACUUCGCUUUACACCAAAACUUCGGCCUUUACUGAUUGUCUGUGUGUUUAUAUCCAUGAAAUGCCUCUGUUGGUAAGAACUGUUCAUUUAAUUUGACUUGAACGGUCGCUUGUGGAAUCAACGGUAUUAACUUUUGUACGGUGGCUGUUCGGGGCCUAAAGCUCCUCGUAAUUAUUCUAAUUAUGGAUUUAGUUCAUGUUUUGGUUUGUAUUGCAACAAUACAUCAUUAUUAGUAGCUGAA
This is a messenger RNA of Carassius auratus (goldfish), 4241 nucleotides long. RefSeq names its product serine/threonine-protein kinase DCLK2-like. The record is from RefSeq and is a predicted model, not a curated record. Gene Ontology annotation, biological process: intracellular signal transduction; protein phosphorylation. The coding region runs from base 387 to 2480 and encodes 697 amino acids. The transcript is spliced from 16 exons. Lineage: Eukaryota; Metazoa; Chordata; Actinopteri; Cypriniformes; Cyprinidae. Gene Ontology annotation, molecular function: ATP binding; protein kinase activity.